Oppia nitens is the source of this 1638-nucleotide messenger RNA. RefSeq names its product cholinesterase-like. The record is from RefSeq and is a predicted model, not a curated record. The coding region runs from base 7 to 1638 and encodes 543 amino acids. Gene Ontology annotation, molecular function: acetylcholinesterase activity. Gene Ontology annotation, cellular component: plasma membrane. Gene Ontology annotation, biological process: choline metabolic process; acetylcholine catabolic process. NCBI's taxonomy places the organism in Eukaryota, Metazoa, Arthropoda, Arachnida, Sarcoptiformes, Oppiidae. The transcript is spliced from 5 exons.
GUAAAAAUGAUGUUAAAAAUACAACUUUUGUUUUUGAUUUUAAAUAGUUUUAUAAGUUUUAACCAAUGUAAUAAUGCUGCCAUAGUUAACACCACAUCAGGUGUAGUGAAAGGAUUAAACAUACAUGUGCUCAAUACAAGUAUCGCACAGUACCUGAGCAUACCGUAUGCCGAACCGCCAGUCGGGAGACUCCGAUUUGCUAAACCCGAACCAUUAAAACAUCCAAAACAGUUAAUUGAUGGGACAAUAAUUGGUAACAGUUGUUGGCAAUUAGUAAACAAUAUAACUAAAGAUUUUAUUGGAAAUCUUACCAAAAAUGAAGACUGUUUGGUAAUAAACGUUUGGACACCAAAUACUAAUGCAAAUCAUAAUAACGAAACAUCAAAUGUAUUAAAACCGGUAAUGUUUUGGAUUCACGGGGGAGCCUUAAUUUUGGGAUCAAGUUUUCAAAAACAAUACAACGCCAGUGCACUGGCAGCUCAUGAUGUAGUGGUUGUGUCAAUUAAUUACCGAUUGGGUUGGUUUGGAUUUUUUUACGGUGAUAACGAGUCAGCACCAGGAAAUGUCGGAUUAUUUGAUCAAGUGUUGGCACUUCAAUGGGUCAGAGAUAACAUACAUAACUUUGGUGGCGAUAAGGAUCAGAUUACCAUAUUUGGUGAAAGUGCCGGCAGUUGGUCCGUAUCGACAUUACUAUUGUCACCCUAUGCUAAAGGUCUCUACAAAAGAGCUAUUAUGGAAAGUGGUGCCGAAUUUUUCAACAAAUUACAGGCACCUGUAGAUAAAAACUCGACACUUGAUCAGUGCAAACAAUUGGCAAAAUAUUUUAAUUGUAGUGAUAGUCAAUGGUUGGACUGUUUGCGCAAAGUUGAUGCCGAAGACAUUAUCGAUGUGGAGGACGUGAAUCUUAAUGUUUUUCCUUUACUUGAGACUCAAUUUCUACCAAUGAGUCCACAAAAAGCACUUCAAACACAACAAUUCAAUAAAGAUUUAGAUAUAAUGGCCGGAGUGGCCAAACAUGAAGGUUCAAUUUUGUUAUUUUCAACUAUGGGUGGGCAUAUACCUGGAAAUUUGACCAGGGAUGAUUUUAUAGGUUUUGCACAGGGCAUCGAUAGUGUGUUUCAUAAUUUGAAUGCCACGGCUAUAGCCGAGGUUUAUGUGGGCAACAAAACCGAUUCAAAUGAUCUACUGUGGGCUGAGUUUGAAUUGUUUGGCGACUUAAUGAUAACUUGUCCCACCUAUCAGUUUGCCAAAAACUAUGCAAAACAUACCAGUGCUGAGCACAGUAAUGUAUACUUCUAUGAGAUUACCUAUCAUAGGACAUAUGCCAAAGGAAAUCCGAUGACAUUUUUGGAUGUCAGUCACGGAGCAGAACUGCCGUUUGUGUUUGGCUUACCAUUGAUUGAUCCGCAAAAAACUGAUACAGAAAUUGAUGUUAGAUUUAGUCGAGAUGUUAUGAAAAUGUGGAUUAAUUUUGCCAAAUAUGGAAAACCUGACAAUAAAUGGCCAAAACUGGUUGACCCGAUUAACCCGAAACGAGUACCCGAAGUAUACAACUUAAAUCCUAUUCAACGAAACGAAAUAUUUAGUAAUUUAUUUAAAAACACUUGUGACGGAUUGUGGCAAAAUUAUUAUAAUUAA